AUAUGUCGAUAGAGGAAAUUCCCGUGAUAGAUAUUAGCUCUCAGAGUUUAACCGAAGCGACUGCAUCUUCUCUAUUCAAAGCAUGCACUGAAUGGGGGUUUUUCUUCAUAAAAAACCAUGACAUUUCGAAAGAGUUUUACCAGAAACUCAUCUCCGGCAUCGACCUGUUUUUUUCUUCUCCCGAGGAGACCAAGCAAAAGCUGAAACACGAAAUUCCCUCGUACACCCCAAGAUUUGUGAUGUCGCCUUUAUUUGAAAGCUUUAGGGUUUCCGGACCCAACUUCUCAGCCUCUGCUGCUGCGCAGGGUUUCACUCAAUUCCAAUUCGGCCACCAAGCUACUGAAUUCAGCAAUCUUCUAGACGAAUAUGGAAGCAAAAUGACAGAAAUAUCGAAAAGAGUACUGAAGCUAUUACUAAGCAUCUUGGGAGAUAAUAUUGAAAACAAAUUCUAUGAUCCCGAGUUCAGCAAUUGUAAUGGCUACCUAAGAAUAAACGGCUACACUCCUCCUGACAUGAAUGAUGAUGAAGAAGUUGAACUGCUCGAGAAGCACACCGACGUCAGCUAUGUGACAAUAGUGUUCCCAAAUGACAUCAGGGGGCUACAAAUGAGAUCGAAAGGAGGUGACUGGAUCGACGUAAGGCCAAGUGAGGACGAUGUUCUUUUGGUGAACAUUGGAGAUUACAUGGAGGCUUGGAGCAAUGGGAGGCUGAGAUCUGCCGUACAUAGAGUUGUUUUAAGGAAAAAUAAUAUGAAAAGAUUCUCUAUCGUUUUUACAUCGACACCAGAUGAAUCUAGAGAAAUAUAUGCCCCGAGUGAGGUUGUUGGAGAAGGGAAAUCAAGACUUUACCGCUCGUUUUUUACCCAACAAUAUAAGCAUUUCAGGGAAAACAGUUACGAGAAAAUCGGAGCCUCAAUUAAGGAUUUUGUUGGAAUAUGAUGUCAUUGGAUUAUCUCUUCGGACUCGAUUACAACAAAUAAACAUUAAAAAUACUAAAUUAUCGAUAUUUGGAUAAUAAAUAACUAUCUUAUGAUGUACUGAAAUAUACACUAGAAUUGACUUGUGAUGGCAUCAGUAUAAAGUUAAUAUCUUGGAUUAA
Messenger RNA from Cucurbita pepo subsp. pepo (vegetable marrow), 1098 nucleotides. The record is from RefSeq and is a predicted model, not a curated record. NCBI's taxonomy places the organism in Eukaryota, Viridiplantae, Streptophyta, Magnoliopsida, Cucurbitales, Cucurbitaceae.